Molecule: messenger RNA, 1399 nt
Organism: Hevea brasiliensis (rubber tree)
Lineage: Eukaryota; Viridiplantae; Streptophyta; Magnoliopsida; Malpighiales; Euphorbiaceae
Product: homeobox-leucine zipper protein HAT3-like
Exons: 4
Coding region: 303-1199 (298 amino acids)
Biological process (GO): regulation of DNA-templated transcription
Cellular component (GO): nucleus
Molecular function (GO): sequence-specific DNA binding
Source: RefSeq, a predicted model, not a curated record
UACCCACCUGCUACACUCUACUUUCUCUCUCUGUAUCUUUUUAUAUGGACUAGUCGCAUCCUUUCACUGUCCUGCUAAAAGCGAAAGGCGGUGACACCUCUGGCUGCAAGAACUCAUCCAUUUUCUACCACUCUUUCCCACUUUGCUUUUUAAGAAUCCUCUUACGUUACAAAAGUUCUCAAAGUAUCGCACUAAUAACCCGGAGAAAAGGAAGAUUAUUGCUUCUUCAUUGCUUUUUUUUUUUUUUCUUUCAAAGAGAGAUUUUUCUUUUGUUUCUUUUUGUUUUUGUCUCAGAGGAAGAGAUGGGGGAGAAAGAUGAUGGGUUGGGUUUAGGUUUGGGUCUCAGCUUGGGAGCCGCAGCUCCACAGAAUCAGCCCUCGUUGAAGCUAAAUCUCAUGCCAUUUCCUUCAGUGUUUAUGCAAAAUAAUCACAAGACCUCCUUGAAUGACCUCUUUCAAUCAUCUGAUAGGAACUCUGAUGCGAGGUCGUUUCAACGAGGGAUUGACAUGAAUCGGAUACCAUCAGUGGCCGACUGCGAUUACGAAACCGGCGUUUCCUCUCCGAACAGCACGAUUUCAAGCAUAAGUGGAAAGAAAAGCGAGAGGGAGCAGAUUGGAGAGGAAACUGAAGCGGAGAGAGCAUCGUGCUCUCGCGGGGGCCGUGUCAGCGAUGACGAGGAUGGCCUUGCCGGCGGAGACGCUUCUAGGAAAAAGCUGAGGCUUUCAAAGGAGCAGUCCUUACUGCUUGAAGAUACCUUCAAGGAGCACAAUACUCUGAAUCCUAAGCAAAAACUGGACUUGGGGAAGCAGUUGAAUCUCAGGCCUAGACAGGUGGAAGUGUGGUUUCAGAACAGGAGGGCGAGGACUAAGCUGAAACAAACUGAAGUUGACUGCGAGUACCUAAAGAGGUGCUGUGAAAAUCUAACACAAGAGAACAGGAGGUUGCAGAAGGACGUUCAGGAGCUUAGAGCAUUGAAACUAUCCCCCCAGUUCUACAUGCCCACCACCCUCACCAUGUGCCCUUCAUGUGAGCGUGUUGCAGUCUCAUCAUCAUCCUCAUCUUCAGCUACCACAGCUGCUCCAACUGCCACAUGCAGCCACACGGGGAAUCCCCAGCCCCAACGACCCGUGCCCAUUAAGCCUUGGGCAGCAUUGCCUAUCCACCAUCGACCUUUUGAUACGCCUGCUUCGAGGUCAUAAUUAUGGCAAAGGGAAUAGAUUUUAGGAUACGGUACUCAAAAGUCUCCAACUAUAUGAAGAUAAAAAUCAAAAGGGAGGUGGUUAGGAUGCGAUUUUUUGUUUAAAGAGUCUUGGUUGGGAUAAUUAUUAGAUAAUACUAAAAAAUAAUAUUUUUUCUCUUAUUAAAAUAAUAAAUUCUCUUAUAUUAUAAAGAGUGAAUU